CUUUCGAGAAUUUUCUGCUCGUUACUAGAUGGCGCUGUCUGGCGAGUAUAAAUACGCGGCUUUGUCGCUCGCCGGCAGUGAAUUUGUAAACAGACAAUUCGAAGCGCUAAAGCGACGAAACAAGCGAACUUGCAACCCUCAUCGACUUCUCAAGUAUUAUUCAACGAAAGUGAGAAUGUCACUGUGUCCAUUCUACUUUGGUUACGACCAUCCUCGCUCCCGUUACUGGCCCAGCCGAUUGCUCGACCAGGAUUUCGGGCUGGCUAUCACGCCGGACGAUCUACUAACGGCUGUAGUAUCGCCUUCACUAUCAAAUGACUACUUCAGACCUUGGAGACAGCUCGCGGCAGCUGCUCGCGACAUCGGCUCCAGCAUCAAGGCGGAUAAAGACAAGUUGCAGAUAAAUUUGGACGUGCAGCAUUUCGCACCGGAGGAAAUAUCUGUGAAGACGGCGGACGGGUACAUCGUAGUGGAGGGCAAGCACGAAGAGAAGCAGGACGAGCACGGGUACAUCUCGCGGCAGUUCACGCGGCGGUACGCGCUGCCGAAGGGCGUGGCUGCGGAGCGCGUGGAGUCUCGCCUCUCCACUGACGGAGUGCUGACCAUCACGGCGCCGCGUGAGGCACAAAUUGCACAAGCGAACGAACGCGCCGUGCCAAUCGCUCGCACUGGACCCGUAAGAAAGGAGAUCAAGGAUGAAUCCGCAACCGAUGAAGUUAAGGCUGACGCCAAAGAUGAGAAGAAAAAGUAAAAGAAGUGUUAUUAAAAGCGGAACGAAGCUGGUCUUUUGCAACCAAAAGGUCAUAAUUUGAAGAUGCAUUUUCUAAAUUAUUUUUUGUAGUUAUCCUACCUGUCUGUGUACUUUGAGACUGAUAACCUUAGCUGUGCCUAUUAUGUUUGUAUAAUAUAAAAUUUAAGCAUGUUUGUAUUAUUGUGAAAAUCUAUUUAGAGCUUUUGUUAGUUUAUAAUAAAUUGUAAUUUUUAAGAAAUAUCAGAUCUUCUUUUAUUUCAUUUCUUAUUUCCCAAAUAAACUUCACUUUAUCAGAACUAUCAAAACAUAUUGAUAUAAUUAAAAAUAGUUAAUUU
Chilo suppressalis (striped riceborer) is the source of this 1086-nucleotide messenger RNA. NCBI's taxonomy places the organism in Eukaryota, Metazoa, Arthropoda, Insecta, Lepidoptera, Crambidae. The record is from the annotation of a GenBank genome assembly.